AUGGCCGCGCCCGAGAAAGAAGUCCGUCCCACAGACGAAGAGGUUGCGCGCAGCAUAUCGCCAGAACCAAAGAAGUAUCCCGUCAAAUGGUACCGCUCGACGUUUUACAACGCCCUCAUCCUGGGUAUCUGCAACUUCCUUGCCCCCGGCAUCUGGGGCGCCAUGAAUUCGCUCGGCGCCGGGGGCGCAGAGAAGCCCUACCUCGUCAACGCCGCCAACGCACUGACGUUCUGUCUGAUGGUCGUGACCUGCUUCUUCGGCAGUGCGGUCGUGCGCCUUGUCGGCAUCAAAUGGACCCUCGUGAUUGGGACGAUGGGUUACGCCCCGUAUGCUGCCGGGCUGUAUACGAACAACCGCUUCGGCACGGAAUGGUUCGUCCUGGUCGGCGCGGCGCUGUGCGGUCUUUCGGCCGGGCUAUUCUGGAUGGCAGAAGGGGCCAUUGCGCUGUCGUAUCCGGAACCACACAAUCAAGGCCGGUUCUUGGGAUUCUGGCUCAGUUUCCGCGUGGGUGGCCAGAUCCUGGGCGGCGCGAUCAACCUGGGAAUCAAUUCGAGCCGAUCGAAGGCCGGAAGCGUCUCGUACUCGGUCUACCUGGUGUUUAUUGCGUUACAGGCUCUCGGUCCCUUCGCCGGACUGCUUCUGAACAAGCCCUCCCAGGUGCAGCGAACGGAUGGUCUCCCCGUCCACCUGCGCAUCUCGCACAGUCCGCUGUAUGAGCUCAAGGCGAUGGCAAAGCUGUUCAUCCGCCGGGACUUUCUGUUGAUCGUCCCACUCAUCGUGCAGGCCGUGUUCACCGAGGCCAUCAUGUUUACGUUUCUGUCGCUGUGGUUCUCCGUGCGGGCUCGUGCGCUCGGCUCGUUCCUAUCCGGAAUCAUCGCCUUGACCGUGGGCAACCUGCUCGGGGCGUUCCUCGACAAUCAGAAGCUGUCGCUGCGGUCGCGGAGCCGGGGGGCCUUCUUCGUUGUGCUUGGUCUGCAGGGCGUAUGGUGGGUUUGGGCGACGGUCAUCGUGACCGAGUACCAUCGCACGCUGCCGACGUAUGACUGGACGGAUGCUGGCUUUGGGCGAGGCUUUGCGCUGUAUUUGUUCUGGGUUGCGGGCUUUCAGCUCAAUUACAUGUAUCUUUUCUUUGUCGUCGGCAAUCUGGCGUCGGAUGAAGAAGAGGUUGUCCGGAUGGCCAGUCUUCUGCGGGGAACAGAGUCGGCCUCGCAGGCUGUAUCGUACGGUCUGGACAGUGUCAAGAUCAUGAGCUCUGUUGGCAGCACCUACCUGAAUUUUGGUUUGUGGGCUAUCGCGCUGCUGCCUGCGUGGCUUGUGAUCAAGGAGAUUGGAGUGUCUCUGGGAGAUAGGAAGGUCGAACGGGAGACUCGGCGGAUUGACAGUGAUUCGCAAGAAUAA
Messenger RNA from Aspergillus viridinutans, 1398 nucleotides. RefSeq names its product DUF895 domain membrane protein. Bases 1 to 1398 code for a protein of 465 amino acids. Lineage: Eukaryota; Fungi; Ascomycota; Eurotiomycetes; Eurotiales; Aspergillaceae. The transcript has 4 exons. The record is from RefSeq and is a predicted model, not a curated record.